CUGCGUCACAGCAACGUUUUAGCCAAUCAAAAAGUAGGUGUCCACGUGACCCGAUCCUUCGCCCGGCAUCCACGCCAUCUUUUCAAAAAACAUGUUCAAGGCACUAGCUGAGGCAGCGAAGAACAGCCCGUUCACCAGCCCUGUUCGGCAUGCACAGUGCCAAGGAAGCGGUGGUGAUGAGGAAUACAGCUGCGAGUUUGGCUCUUCCAAAUACUACGCCCUUUGUGGUUUGGGUGGCAUUCUCAGUUGUGGAAUCACACAUACAGCAGUAGUACCACUUGACUUGGUCAAGUGCCGUAUUCAGACCAACCCAGAAAAAUAUGGUGGCAUUGUCAAGGGUUUCAAAGUGACCAUAGCUGAAGAUGGGGCAGUUUCACUUGCCAGAGGUUGGGCUCCAACAGCAAUUGGUUAUUCCAUGCAAGGACUUUGCAAGUUUGGUUUCUAUGAAGUCUUUAAAGUUAUUUACGGAAACCUUUUGGGAGAGGAAAAUUCUUACUUGUGGAGGACAUCCCUAUACUUAGCUGCCAGCGCCUCUGCCGAGUUCUUUGCCGACAUAGCUCUCUGCCCCAUGGAAUCCGUGAAGGUCAGAAUUCAAACACAGCCUGGCUGGUCUACAACACUGAGAGAGGGAUUCCCAAGGAUUAUGAAGGAGGAGGGGUUGAAUGGNUUUUACAAAGGAUUAGUACCACUGUGGGCCCGUCAGAUUCCCUACACCAUGAUGAAAUUUGCCUGCUUUGAGAGGACGGUGGAAGCUCUGUAUAAAUAUGUCGUGCCCAAACCUCGUUCUGAGUGCACUAAACCAGAGCAGUUGGUGGUCACAUUUGCUGCUGGAUACAUAGCUGGUGUAUUCUGUGCCAUUGUGAGUCAUCCUGCAGACACCAUUGUAUCAAAACUUAACCAAGCUAAAGGAAGCAACUUUGUGGAUGUAGCCAAGAGCCUUGGGCUGUUAGGCAUGUGGAAGGGACUCUUCCCAAGGAUCAUCAUGAUUGGUACUCUCACUGCCCUGCAGUGGUUCAUCUACGACUCCGUGAAAGUCUACUUCAAGCUGCCACGCCCACCUCCUCCAGAGAUGCCAGAAAGCCUCAAAGCCAAACUUGCUGCGCAGGGGAAGCUGUGAUGAUCCAGAACUUUAGGACAUUAAUAUAUUGGGGAAGAUUAGUAAAAUGACAUUACUUGAUGGGAAGGGAUGCCGACUACUGUACACACUUCAUGGAAAUCUAUUUAUCUAUUAACUUAAUUCAUUCUUUCAUUCUUCCCUCAUUCUUCAAUCCCGUUUGUUUACCUGGGGACCACCCUUUAAGUAUGACUCUGCUUGUUCCUAGUGAUAGUUACCCGUGGACCAUGUUUACCCGAUUCUCAUUUCUCAAUUCCAAACAGAGGACCAGACCAUACCAUAUAGUACCAUAAUGCAAUUCACAUCGACCAUGAGCCAGUGUUUUCUGUUGUUUGGUGUCUGAAACUGAAAACAAAAGAAGAAAAUCUUCCGGACCGUGUAAAGUGUACAUUAAGCCUAGCACCAUGACAGCAUUUUGCGGCUGUUUGUAAUGUUCCAUACUGCGUUUCUUGAUAGACUAGCAAUAGCAUUUAAUCUGCGUUUUGACUUCCUAUGUGUCAUGGUUUAGACUUUUUUUUUUUUUUUUUUUGCACCUGGAUUUUGUUAUUGUUUCAUUCUGUAAUCUCACAUAGAACCAGUUCGAUGGUAGUUUCUAAUUCGCAAAAGGCUCAUGUUGUUUUUUCAUAAAGUCAUGAAAACGAAGAACAUGGAUGCAAGAAACCGUUUUGUUUGUGUAGAAAUGUUCAUAAUGUGUGAUGGUUUGCAAACAAUUCGAUGAAAUAUUAACUUAUGGUAUUGACCACUGAUGUAAUAAAUCAUAUCCUUGACCGUUUCAAA
Messenger RNA from Lingula anatina, 1891 nucleotides. Its product is annotated as solute carrier family 25 member 3. The record is from RefSeq and is a predicted model, not a curated record. Gene Ontology annotation, cellular component: mitochondrial inner membrane. Gene Ontology annotation, biological process: mitochondrial phosphate ion transmembrane transport. Gene Ontology annotation, molecular function: phosphate transmembrane transporter activity. NCBI's taxonomy places the organism in Eukaryota, Metazoa, Brachiopoda, Lingulata, Lingulida, Lingulidae.